AUGGGCGACACAGUGUUAGACGCAAUAACUUCGCCCGAGAGCAGCUCAGGGAAUGAAGAGCCACGUCCCAGUCUUUCACGGCCCAAAAGCAACCGAGUCUUGCACAACCGCCGAAGCCCCAAGGGCUUGAGGCGAAAAAAGCGUUGGAAGCGUAGAUUUGCUAGCCGUCUCAAACAGCUUUCCCCACUCUACUUGUCCUCGCAAGACGUAAACCGGACAUCCGCUGCGUCGUAUGCCGCCCUUUUGGAAGCCCACGUGCAGCCGUCAUCCACUGCACUCGCGCAUCCUCGUGUGAAGGACCAGGUAAGGGAGGCCUUCAGAAACCUUCCCAGACCCUCCCAGGUAGUUCCAGAUCUUGAUGCUGGAAGCGCGUCAGAUGCUGGGUUUGGGAAAGAUUUAAAAGAGUCGCAUAGACGCAGAGUCAAGUCAACGGAAAUUAUCAUUCAAUAUCUCAACCGCGAUGGAACUCAGGACCCCGUCCCGCCGUGGGCUCAUGACAUCAACGGUCUCAAACGCUACACACGUUACAUGUUCCCGCCGCCAGAGGAUCAAAAUAUAGAAGCUCCACGGGUGCUACCUGCAUUCCUUUCCAAGUCGUAUCGCGGGUCACUGUUGAGAACUUACAAGGUUGGCGCUAGAUCGCGGAGAACGAAGAACAAAGGAAAUCCAUCGAAGGGGAUCACAAAUUUUCAUGACGAUUUACCUUGCGCUACUUCCUCGGAUCCAGGCUCUGUCGCAGAUUACGAGUAUUGGGCCACUACCACUGAUUCGGAACUCGAGGCUCUUUCCCCACCACUGAUCCAGCAGACUAAAGUACUUCAAUCUGCGAAUAGCGAUCUAGGAAAAUCAAACAAAGAACUUUUGCAAGAAGUUCUAGCUGAGCAUGCAUCCGAUUCAUCCAAAACCGAGAACAGUGAUUCGAGCACAUCGAGUGUGCCACCUGCAAGUAGCCAGACACCACCUGAGCCCGUAGAAGAGCUACCUCGGCAAGAGGAAGGGGCAGAUCAUCUUAGCGAGUUGUUCAAGAUGGUAGAAGAGAACCCCAACACUCUCUUUGGUGCUCAGACAGUGCCGGAAGAAGAGUCGAUUGACAUCAGAAGGGAAGAAAAAUCUACUUCAGAAAAAGAGAAUAGGAGUAAGAAGCAAGUCAGAAUUGACCAUGAUUCUAAUCUAUCACCUUUUGACAAAGAGAGAAAGAAGGCGGAAGAGUUUUGUAACGCCUCAGUUGUUGGAACAAGGUCUAUUAAUAUACAGCAGGUGGAGAUCUUAAAAAUGCAGACAAGUGUAACAGGCGCAAAGCCUGUUGAGCUGGCGGACGCAAACAUGAAAACGAACGGGUACGAUGCCUCCUCCAAAUCAUUGCGAAUGAUGCAGAAAAUGGGGUUUAAGGGUCGAUUGGGGGCAAAAGAAGACGGUAUACUUGAGCCGAUCAAACCCAGAACAACAGAUGGCCGUCUUGGCCUUGGUUUGCGAUCGGAGCGCGAUGUUCAAAUGGGGAAGCCUGCUGCUGUGUUCCCAUCAAAGUUUAAAGGAAAGAAUGCUCAUGCCCCUGUUGUAGAUCCCGAUAAAUCUCCGGUGAUUGCUGAUGACUUCGCAAAACCGCUUGCAAAGCGAAAAUCAGGGCCGGCAGGUCUGACGGAAAAUGCACCACACUCCAUAGUAGAUUUGGAUGGUUCUAAUCAUAACAAGAGGCUGAAGCGCGGUGCAGUGCUUGAAGUGGAAAAAUAUGCAAGUGACCAAUCCUACGUCGAUAAUGGCCGCCGUGCGGUCCUGAUUGAUAUGGACGCCUUAAUGAGAAACAGCCUUGAGAGGCGCUUGCAAGCGUUUCGAAAGUUGGUAGAGUCGGUUGAAGUCUUGGCAAACGACUUCGACCUAUCCGGGUUUCUGGAACAGCAGGAACAAGACCUGUCUGACAAUGACUACAUUGCAAGGCUUAUUAAGGCUGCUGGCUUGGGCCCCUCUGACUCAUUGAUGACACGGCUUCACGACGACUUAGACGCUGCGUAUCGGAGCGGAAGCGAUCCAGAGUGGAACGGGGAGGUCCUCCGAACCUUGAAGCAAUAUUGUAAGACAGUCAGCUACGGUUUGUUGCACCGGGGAAGUCGCGGUAGAAUGAAUCGUGAAAUGACAUCGCUAGGAACCGCACACCAGUUCCUCAAUCGUUCCCGGGUGACUGUAAAGAACGAAGACGAAUGGCCAUACAUAAUGACAUGGCAAGAUUUACUAUGUCGGAUUGGAGUUCGGGCACAACAAGCGGUGCUUCUCGUAAGAGUUCAGCAAUGGACUAGCCAGACGUGCCUCGGUGGAGUUGUUGCAUCAUCAGUCUUGGGGGCUCGUUCGCUGCUCCUGUCAGAAGCCGAUAGUAGUGUUAGUAUGGAGCUAUUCGAAUGUAAUCCACGGUGCGAGAUCAUAUCUGCCGAAGUCGGUCGCAACCAUGAACGACUUUUUGCUCAAAUUUGCGAAAAGGAAGGAGGUAUGUUCACAAAGCGUAAUGUGUUGGCAUUGUAUUCUUCAGAUGGUUUGUGGUAUGCAGGACGGGAAGAAUUCGGAGGAACGCAUGGAGUCGGAAAAGCGUGUGAGUCCUCACUCAUUGCGUUCUUUGGAUACGGAAAGAGGGAAUGGGUGCAGAACGACUGCGUCUUGGAAUUAUCAAAGGAGCACUAUCACAAGAUGCGUGAUGCUAGAUUUGCAGGCAUUCUCGACCCUGCUGAUGUGGAAGAUUUAUGA
Chondrus crispus (carragheen) is the source of this 2727-nucleotide messenger RNA. RefSeq lists its product as hypothetical. Lineage: Eukaryota; Rhodophyta; Florideophyceae; Gigartinales; Gigartinaceae. The transcript has a single exon. The record is from RefSeq and is a predicted model, not a curated record. Bases 1 to 2727 code for a protein of 908 amino acids. Gene Ontology annotation, molecular function: nucleic acid binding.